This is a messenger RNA of Rhopilema esculentum, 9642 nucleotides long. RefSeq lists its product as uncharacterized. The record is from RefSeq and is a predicted model, not a curated record. NCBI's taxonomy places the organism in Eukaryota, Metazoa, Cnidaria, Scyphozoa, Rhizostomeae, Rhizostomatidae. Gene Ontology annotation, molecular function: protein binding.
ACAAUCAUUUAUGUUUGCAAUAACAAUCACUGUGUUGAAAUUAUGCAAAAAGCGAAACGCAUGAACUAUAUGUUUUAAUCAAAACGAUUAGAACAUAAACAAUGUAAAAAUUCUUCCAUAAUAACUGCCAUAAUCAAUACAGAUAAGUUCUCAUUUACAGCUUUGCUCGGUGCGUUAAAGAUGAAGAAAUUUUUAUCAAGGUAUCUUCUACAAAUCCUUCAAGAACAGCCAAAAGGCUUUCAAUGCAAAGAAAUCUUCAACCGAAGAAUAUACAUCUGAAAAAUUGUCCUCGCCACUUGAUCCAUUUUUAUGGACAACUUCGUUAAAUUAUCCAUAGUACUUAGACUCGCUCUGCGUUUCAUAGCAAAAGAAUACAUUUCCUGCAUACUGGCUCUUGCAGCAUGGGUUUUGAGAUCCUACGAAUUGAUACAAACAUUAUUUGCAAAGUAGAUAUGCACCAAGUUUAUCUUUGAAAUAAGUGCAAAAAAUGCCCUGUUCUCGAAUAAAGAAUCCUUUCUACAUUUUUUGUCAUAUCGGUCUUUUAUGUUUCUUUUCCGGCCUUAAGUAUCAAUGUGAUUAGAGAGAUUUAUCCAGGAACCAAAAGAUCAAAUAACUUUUGUUACAGAAAUCUGAGUACUAAAUGGCCGAAUGUAUCCCAGUGUAACCAUAGAGGUGUAACCACAGGUGCUUUUAGUGCCUUGCUGACAACAAGAUCUUGUUUUGCCUCAUGUUACAUUUGCUGAAGAAUCCUUAUCAAUGUCUAUUUGAACCAAACAGUUUGUCAGCCGGAUGCCACAAGCAAGACUGUCUUUGGUACUUAUAUUUGUUACAGCUUCACUGAGUGCAUGCUUAACAACUGCAAGUUUGUUUACAAUCUCAUGGAGGCUUCAUUUAUCGAAGCAAUCAGGCGCGAUUUCUUAUGGCUUGCACAAAAAAUGCUCUGGUACCUCAUGUGAGCACUACUCAAAGCAUAUGCCUGCUGCUGGUAAAUUGGAACUUGUUCACUGGCUAAUGAUCACUUCCCUCCUUCCACUUGCUACUGUGGUUAUUCAUAUGACCUGCAUUUACAUGUUUGUCCGAGAAAUGGUGCACCAUCGAAUCAAAUGGUACAUUUCGUUCCAAGCAGCCUCUGGAAUUCUACAGUUCAUUGGCCUUAUCACAUUCUCCACUCAACGCAAAAUCUUGGGCAGUGACUAUAGUUACUCGUUUUAUUUUGUUGCAAUAUCUGUCGUUUUGAAUGUAACUUGUUCCCUUAUAGCUAUCUGGGCAAUUAGAAAAACGGCAGUUUCACCUGCCUGAUUUCAAACAGUUGCAUUUUUGCCCGUCACAGCUUCUAGUCUGUUCAUAUUCCUUUCAUGGCAUUUUCUAAUCAUCGACACUUCUCUGCCGUCGGCCCUAUUCAAUGACGCUUCUUAUUCAUCUAUGUAUGAUAAAUCUAAAAGGCCGUUCUUCUUUAUUUUGCAUACCCUGCUUAUUUGAUGGCUUGAAAGCUAAUAAAACAUUUCCACAGAUGUAAUAAAGUUUGUAAAAUAUUCUUUUAUAACAAGGUCAAAUUUUGCUUCAUUCGUAUUCAAUAAAAAAUGAAUUGAAUAAACCUGUUACCAGAUCCCUGAAUCUAGGAAAGAUUAAAAAUUAAUUGCCUUGUAGAGUAAGCGCUCUAAGAUGGAAUUGUAACUUCCUUAUAAGGAAUAUGAAGAUGUCUUCAAUUUUAUCUGCCAAACACUUUAGCAACGUACGAGCUAGCAGUAAUUUUCAUUAUCUUUGCCAUUCUUAAACACUUGUUUUUAUAGUUCUCGGUACCACUUAGACGACGCUGCCAAACACUUUAGCAACGUACGAGCUAGCAGUAAUUUUCAUUAUCUUUGCCAUUCUUAAACACUUGUUUUUAUAGUUCUCGGUACCACUUAGACGACGCUACCAAACACUAUAGCAACGUACGAGCUAGCAGUAAUUUUCAUUAUCUUUGCCAUUCUUAUCUCUGCCCGCCCCUUAGCGCGUAGAACUGAGCGCUGCUUAGGUGCAACACCGAGUCCGCUGUUAAGUUGCAAAGCUUAAUUUGAUUAUCAACUGUUAAACUACUUUAUCUUUAGGCAUCUAUAUAAAUUUGCUUUGGAAACGUUUUUGUUAUACCCUAAUGCAAUUUCAGUAUUCUGGAUUUGAGUCGAUUAAGGACUUUAAGUUGAAGACAGUUUUUGUUGUCUCUUCACUAAUUGAAUUCAUUAUCUAAAGCAAAUCAUGGCAGUUGUGCAGAUACUGGGGGAGAGAGUUGGGGGAAGAGAGGUGGGGAUGCUGCAAGGACAGGAGCCUCUCGUAAUUUCAUCAUUUCCAUUAAAAAGUUAUUUUUAUCUGAAAGUUACGAAGUUUUUCCUAAAGCCGGUAGAGCAAAUAAAGGCAAGAAAGUUGAAUCUAUUAGCCGACCUCAUGUCAUAGCUUUAUGCCCAAGUGUCCUUUCUUUUCUGGGGAAAUGUUCAAGUGACUUGCUAUUGAAGUCUCAGAAUAUUUUUAUAUAUAUAUGAAAAUCAGAGAAUUUUCUAGAUAACAAAAGCUGCACCAAAAAUCGGCUUUACUUUUGAAUAGAUAAGUGAAGUAAAAAGAUUUACUAGCACGUUUAACGCCAACGUCCCCCGUAUUUUGGUAAAGGUUGCAUAAUCAGCUCAGGAGCAGGUGUUAGAAUUUGUUUCCCGUGUCAUAGCAGAAGGACGCUGCAAUGUUGAUGGUCAGGUUUCAUUCUCUGUUUUCAUCUAUUUUUCGUUAUAUGACGUGUCACUAGCAACUCUUGGUGAAUCGGAAAACCAAAAGAAGAAAUUUCACGAUGAAGAUUUUCCUGAUCGUGCAGUGCUUCAUUUUGGUUUGUUGCAUAGGGAAUCUGCAAGGAACAAUCAUUUAUAACCAAAUAAUCACGUUAAGAUGGAUUAUCAAUGGUGAUGUCAACCGGCAUUUCUGCCUAACUGCAGAAUCGAUGUCCAUGUCUAGCGGCAAGAAGCUGCAAUCGUACAUUGGAGACUGUUGCCAAUUUCCGAAAUGGAUCUGGAGAGCAAAUGGAGAAAUUUGGGAUUUUGAUAAUAAAGUUUGUCUUGGUGAAAGUGAUGUUGAUACUGAUGUGGAAUUUAUAGACGUCUCAACAGCAUGUGCCAAAUUAAAUCUUACUCCUGAUGGUAGGCUGUUAAAGAAAAUGAAUGCAAAUCAUUGUGUGUUGAGAGACGGCGAAAAUCAUAAAUAUAGAACGUGUCCUUCUUCAUCAAGUGACUAUGUGACAGUUACUUCGUGUGGAACUUCAGUGGCGAAUUCUGUCAAUCAGUGGUUCAUGACAAUGUUCAAUUCUAUAUCUUACUGCUGGACAUUUGAUUCAUUUGGUGAGGGGAAAAAAGCCUACGGAAUACAGGAAGCAAACUGCUGCAACCAGUACAGGUUUAUAUCAAAAUCAAAUGGAGAUGUGCGAGUAAUGUCUGCUGGCCAAGGUGGAGAGUUAUGUCUUCAGGUUGACGGAAUGCCAAGUAAGCAGGCUAGCUCUAUCGAUGGCAAAGAUGUGAAGUUGGAAACAACUUGUGAAGGGUCUGCUUUUAUAUACGAUUCAACUUACAAUCUUCUAAGAAUUGUUGGCACAGACAGAUGCUUAGGAAUGGACUCGUCUGAUGACAUAAGAGUUGGCGUAUGCAGCUCUUUUUCCGGAACAGUAUUCUCCUCAGGUACUUGCACUCCAUUUCUGACGUCACAACAUAUACAAGUGACUUCGUCCGUGUCGUCUUUGGCCUCUUCAUUCACCAAUAUACUUUCUUCAUCCUUGCCACAUUCAUCCUCAUUUCUUUCGUCAACACAAUUAUUGUCGUCCUUGCCUUCAUCUUCAUUAACUCUGUCAUCGCUAUCCUCAUCAUCACAAAUAAUAUCAACGUUUUCACCAACUUUUUCAUUAUCAUCGUCAUCUUUGUCAUCGUCGCUGUCUUCAUCAAUUUCGCCAUCAUCGCUGUCUUCAUCAAUUUCGCCAUCAUCGCUGUCUUCAUCAAUUUCGCCAUCAUCGCUGUCUUCAUCAAUUUCGCCAUCAUCGCUGUCUUCAUCAAUUUCGCCAUCAUCGCUGUCUUCAUCAAUUUCGCCAUCAUCGCUGUCUUCAUCAAUUUCGCCAUCAUCGCUGUCUUCAUCAAUUUCGCCAUCAUCGCUGUCUUUGUCAAUUUCGCCAUCAUCGCUGUCUUUGUCAAUUUGGCCAUCAUCGCUGUCUUUGUCAAUUUCGCCAUCUUCGUCAUCUUUAUCGUCACCAUUUUCAACAAUUUCUUCCUUUUCAUCAUCAAAGUUGAUAGAAUCUUCACAAGACUUCUCAAGGUCAUCAUCAAGCGCGCCGCAGUCAUCUGUUCUUUCUACAGGAGACCCAGUGGAUGGAGCUUGGGGUCAAUGGACACCAUGGGCACAAUGCUCAGUUAAUUGUGGAGACGGUGUACAAGAACGCUUACGUUACUGCGAUGACCCAGCCCCUAGCAACGGUGGGGCAAAGUGUGACGGUCUUGCACGGGAAGAGAAAGCAUGCAAUAUGUCAGCAUGUUCAGGGAUCACUCUUGCAAGCCUGAUGCGAAAUUGUGCUCUGUAUUGUCAAUCCUUAGGGCUUGUUUGCUCAUCUUCUAUUGACACUGGAAAUUCAAAGGAGAGCUUCAUGAAAGUUGGUGCAACAUGCUCAUCUGAUGAAAGCUCCAAACUGUGGACAAGAGACUUUGAUCCUGCUUUUUAUACAGAUAGCUACAAAUGCGCUGGUUAUGUGUCUGUGCCUUCUCUUGUACAAUGCAAUGUAACUGCACCUUCAAAUGUUAAAAGACUGUGUAACUGUGUUCAAAAUGAUGAUUUGGGCUUUGGUCCAUGGACGCCAUGGUCUGCAUGUACAGAGACAUGCAAUGGAGGCCAGAAGACACGAACGAGGCUUUGUUUGUCAGAAGACACAUCAAAAAAGGAGUGUCAAGGAAAAGCAAACGAAAUUGCUACAUGCAAUUGGCAAAAAUGUCCAAUUGAUGGUGGGUUUUCUGAAUGGUCAAAAUGGACGACAUGCACGAAGUCAUGUGAUGGUGGAACACGAACCAGAAAUCGAACAUGCAGUGAUCCAUUUCCAGUUUAUGGUGGAAGUCUAUGUUUUGGCAACUACACGGAAACAGAGCUCUGCAGUGCUGGCUUUUGUCAAAUUAAUGGUGGAUGGACGAACUGGACAUCUUGGCAGCAAUGUAACAAGCCUUGCAACACAGGAGAACGUCUUAGACAACGCUGGUGCGAGAACCCGUUGCCAAUGUAUGGCGGUAAAGUAUGCGAGGGGAAUGGCACAGAAACUGCUCCAUGCAACACAAAUAUUUGUCCAAAUGUUUCAAUAACGUUAAGGAAUGUUGCCUUUGAUGAAGUUUGGAAAGAUGGGUACGCAUUGGCAUCAGGAGCUAUGUUUGCAGAUUUUGCAAGAAAAAUCGAUAUAAAUGUUAAAAGACUAUACGAUGGAGACUUGAAAAGAACAUAUGAUUUAGUUCAGCUUCAUAAUUUAAGUCCAGGAAGUGUGAUUGCCUCGUUCACGUUGUAUUUCACUGCACUUGAUUCGUUCCAAGCUCUGUUCCUAAUGGAUGCUAUUGACAACGAUCAUUAUCUCGGCAAACUACCAAUUGUCGAAAAUAAAACCGCCAGUUUUUCAUCACCGAUAGUUCCAUCGAGUCCCCCAUCAAAUGUGACAGCGGUCAGCAAUGACGCCAGUUCCAUAGAUGUUUCCUGGAAUGAAGUUCCGAGCCCGGAUCAAAAUGGUGUAAUUACCGGCUAUUUGUUGUUUUACCGGGAAUCAUCAGCUACGACAUACACAAUUGCUGCAACAACGCAGCUCAAGCUAAAGAUUCAAGGGCUGUCUGCUGCUACCAGUUAUUCAUUGCGAGUAUUGGCAUACAAUUCCAAUGGAAAUGGCAUUGCUAGUGAACUUAACACAUUAACAACUAGAGAAAAAGCACCAAGUCUUCCGCCGCAAUCAAUAUCAGUUGUUCCUAUGAGUGCCUUUUCAUUGUUUGUUGAAUGGACACACCCUCCAAGGCAUAGCUGGAAUGGCAUCAUUGCUGGCUACAAAGUUGACAUUAAGUCAGAUGACGGCAGCUUCUCCCAAUCUCUGAAUGUUGAUGGAACAAUGGUUAACAUGAACGUAAAUGGAUUAUCACCAGAUAGGUUGUACAUCGUCGAUGUAUGUGCAUCGACCUCCGUUGGCACCGGUCCCUGCAUACGCUCUUACAACAAAACAUUUGUUAGCACUCCUUCAAUAUCUCCAGCCAAUGCAGGAUGUCAGAACAAAACCUCAACAAGCAGCAUAAUUGUCAGUUAUGAGCCAAUUCCAAUUGCAUUUAUUCACGGAAUUUUGAAAGGGUAUCGAAUUGAAUACCGUCUGAUGAGUGUAGGAUCACAGUCGAAAUCAAACAGUCGUAUACAGGCUGUGACUGUGAGUCCAUUCAGAAAGCAAGCAACUCUUGAAAAACUUGAACCAAACUGCGUCUACGAGAUUCGUGUCAUGGCCGUCAAUGAGCAUGGUGCAGGAAUAAAAUCGCCUGCAUUUUAUGGAGAAACGUGUUCAUGUCCUGAGGUUAUUUAUACAAAUUACGCUGCCUUAAAACCGUAUAUUUACCGUGACACUCAAGGUAACAUGGUAGGAAUUUUCGAGAACCUGUUAAAAAAUAUCACCUCUGCUAUUUGUGGAUUAUGCAACGGCAGAAGCAGCAGAAUUGAUUUCAUAAACGACGGCAAAAAUGGAUGGGCAGAAAAGCAAAGUAUUGCACAGGUUGCUAAAGCAAUUGAUGAUUAUGUACACUUAAGUUUUGCCAUUGCCGGAAGAGAAGAGAUGCCAACAUUUCAGGGAAAACCGUACAUUUCCUUGAUCGACCAUCCUGGAAUGGUUUUAUAUACCCCGAGGCCAACUAUGUCGGAGCAGGUGGAGGCAAUGUUGACGUCAAUCUUUCAGCUUUGGCCGAUAUUCAUUCUUAAUGCUGUUUUCAUUAUUUUUGCCGGUGUCAUUUUCUUUACGCUGACAUACGAUGAAGCUGCUGUAGAUGGACCCUGUUGGUUUGUAUCAGGAUCACUUAGAGGAAUGUAUUGGGCCUACGUCACCAUGUUUACUCACGGAUAUGGCGAUAUUGUGCCCAGUUCGAUUGUCUCUCGCAUCUUUGCUGUUCUAUGGAUUCUAGUAGGCCUUGUAACCUCGGCAAUUCUAAUUGGUGGAAUAAGCACAGCAUUGACCACCUCGAGUACACUUCCAGGCGUAAAGCUGUACAACACCGAGCUUGCAGUUGUGCAAGGUUCUAAAGAAGAAAUCGUCGGAAUUUUGAGAAACGCCAAAGUGAACACAAAGGGCCAAUAUGGGAAAACAGAAGAUGUGUUUCAUGCAUUAAAGGAUAGACAAGUUGAAGCAGCCCUGGUUGAUGCCUUUGUAGCAGCAAGUCGAUCAGAUCUGUUUGAAGACCAGGCGAUAAUUGCUCGAAAAAUGAUCAAAUAUUCUUACACCUACGGAGUUGUAUUAUCAGGAGCGAUGAAGAACACAGGAACAAGCAUAAAAAAUUACGUUUCUGAUAAUCGCCAGUACAUUACGCAAAUGGUGGAGAAAACAGCGCCUCAGUUGACGGGAACCUUUGCUGAUCCACAACCGGUAUCACUGUUUGAGCCGUCAUCUCCUUUCCUGAGUCAAACUCUCAUUGCCCUAUUCAUUGUGUACAUCCUUCUCUUCAUCGCUGGAUCCAUCUUUAGUUUUGUUAGACGAAGAAAAAGGGGAAAAGUAGACGUCACGCAACAAGAAAUUGACGAAAGACUGAAUUCAUGUGAAUUGGCAUGUCGCCAGUUUUUUGAAAGUGUCGAGAAUCUGUGCAAAAGCGUGCAAAAUAGAUGCACCCAAAAUGAAAAGAACAAUGCAAAGCUGAAAACACUGAAGAGAGAUUCUUCGAUUCAUUCUGAAACAAAAUUGAUUUUUGUGAGUGAUUAUGAAAGUACCCAAACAGAUAUAAGAGACUUCAGUUUUAAUUAACUUUUUUCUUUCGACUAAAUAUCGGCUGAAUCUAUCGGUUAAAGAUGUCUCAUAUAGUAUAUUCUUGUAAAUGACAAUGAUACAAGUUUUCUAUAUCAUUUCCUUAAAGGAACGAAACAUUUUUCACAGGGGUCCAACAAAGAUGUAAAUAUGGAUCAUGAAUAAUCCUUCUAUAUAAAAAUGACAUACCACGAGAAGCUAUCUGCAAUCAAUAUAAUACUCUGAUGUAUUGUAUCUGAAUUGAAAUUUAUAAACAAUAGCAGAGACUCUCUUUGUGGCUAAUUUCUAGAAAAGAAGCUAAGAAUUCACCCUGGUGAGGAUAACAAAAUGCAUUCGUUUUUCAAGCUUAAUUUUAAUAGAAAGAUCGAUUAAAGGACACAGAACGCUACAGUUAAAUUUGAUGUAUUUUGGAUGAAAAAUUUACUGGAGUAGAAAUAUCAACACAAAUACUGGCUAGAAUAGAAACAAAAUUUUCUUAACACAAUCUUGGAAAACUGCUGUCAAAUUACCUCAUCGAAUCGCACUUUGACUGCGCAUGCUCAACAGGCUAUGAACGAAAAUCCAAACCAAAUUUUCUUUCCACCACAAACGUCUAAGAGGGCAGUUACGAAAAAAGUAUUUCGAUCUUUUAGUGCAGUCCCUGCCUCUUCAAAUUAGGCGAUGUGUAUUUUUAAAAAAGUGAUAUAAAUAUUAAUUGUAACUAGUUUUUAACAUUACUGUGUAUAUUGUAACCAGUUUGUUAUUUAGUAGUGUUAAAAUCCUUACUUAUGUACCUACCAAUUUGUGUAAAUAAAUUAACAUAAAUUUGAUUUAUCAAUUUACAAAAUUGUAUAUGUUCCAUAAAGACAAGAGCCACUUGACUUGAGAGAAGCAUGUAGAAUAAAUUGUCUGAUGCUGUCUGUUAUUGUGAAGUGUUUAGAACACGAUAAGGAACAUUUGAUUGCGAAUGGUCUUCGGUAUGGCUGCUUUCGUUUAUUUUCGUUCUUUGCAUCAAUAAGAAGUACAGCAAGGCUUCAUUAAUGGACCAAGUAAUCUUGUACAAUGGACGACGGACAAAAAACAAAAUACAUCGCAUACAGGAGUGCUUGCAAAUGGUUUCAUUUGCUAUUGGCUUAAAAAUAUAUGGGUGUGGAAUGAAUGCAACAUAACAUUUUUUAAAACUCUUUACUUGCAAAAGAAAAACCACUUUUAAUUAUAAUUUUAAUUCAUUUCUUCUCUUCUGUGUUCGUUAUGAAGGGAUCUGAUGUGUUUUUAGAAGAACAGCUAAAAUAAUUUCUUCUUUGUUGUGAUCACAAUAAAGAGAUAAAAAUUGUUUUUUGAAGAAACUUUUUUGGAAAAACAAGAUUUUUUUCUAAAUCUACAGUUCUUUUAUCAAAAAUUUACCCUUCCGUAAAAUCUCUCUCUUUCCGAAAAACGACUUUAAUUCUAAACCUAAAGUCAUUUCUUUUUUAUUGCUAUCUUAAUUAAGAGUUUUGCUGUGUUUUUUUUAAAAAAAGUCAUGGAACAUUUCGACACUUUCCUAAUCCUAUAGCUUAAAUUAUUUAUCAAAAUUUUCUCUUUUGAAAAAGAGAAAUUCUUGUGCUCCUUUUUUGAAAAAGCGACUUUUAUUCUGGAACUAAAGUCAACUAUUCUUAUCCCGUUCUUGAUGGAGA